UACCUACCUUUGAUGAUCAAAUCACUUAAACACAAAGUCCAUCCUCCUGUCCUUUUGGAUUAAGCACUUCAUGGCGGGGUCAUGCAGUUGAUCCUUUGCCACUCCAGUUUAUCAUUGUAACUCAAUCUUGAAAAUGACUCUGUUAAUAAUUUUGCAAACAAUGUCAUCACUAUCACUGAAGUGAGCUAUCAUAUUUACAACCCACUGUGGACCAAUCGGCCUCCGUCACUACAAGGAAGGUGGUUAAAAGCAGCAGUCUAUUGAUUCUGUUUUCAUAAGAGCGUUUUCUCCAAAUGCUGAAGCAGGAGGACCGUACUGACCGACUUUGAUUUACACACUGCUUGACACAGCAGGACAACUUAAGAUUCAUGCUGGACAUUACUUUCUCAUUAUAUUUCAGCCAUGAGGCUUCUCUGUCUACUGCAGCUGCUCUGCUUGGCUGGUUGUAGUGCAUCCAGAUCAAGAGACUGGGCUUAUCAUGGUGCCCCCAUGUAUGCCGACCUCACAGCACGCGAGCUGAAAGCUGUCCGGGACUACCUGCACGGUAUUCCAGAGCUGGAGCUCACUGAAGCUCGUAGCAAGACUCUGAUGAAGAACAGCAUCCUCCUGAUCGAACUACAUCUGCCUAGGAAGCAUGAAGCCCUCAGAGCUCUGGACCGUGGUCAGGCCAAACCCCAACGUCAAGCCCGUGUGAUCAUCCAGUUCGGGAACAAGACCGAACCCAACAUCACUGAGUACAUUGUCAGUCCUCUGCCAUCCCCAAAGACCCACACAAUCAAGACGUUCAAGGGGGCUAGGCCUAUCCGCUUUGAGUCAAGGCCUAUUUCCGCUGUAGAGUAUGAUCAUAUUAAGGACAUACUAGGAAAGAUAGCAAAUACAGCUCACAAGCUUCUAUUUGAGACCACUGGAGGGUUUUCCUUCAAUAACUGCUCAAACCGCUGCUUGACGUUCUCUGACAUAGCUCCCCGUGGGCUUGGUCCAGGUGAAAGGAGAAGCUGGAUAAUGUUGCAGAAAUUUGUGGAGGGUUAUUUCAUCCACCCAAUUGGGUUUGAGGUAUUGAUAAACCACCAGGACCUGGACCCAGAGAAGUGGAAUGUCGAGAAGGUCUGGUAUAACAGCAUGUUCUUUGACAGUGUUGAGGAACUGAUUGAAAAAUACGAAUCAGGAGAUGUGGAGAAGAUCAAACUGCCUGAACAUGACGACAAUGACCUGUACUCUAGUUACAUCCCCCGGGGUCACAGCAACACAGCCACUAAUAUCCAUGGGCCGAAGCUUGUCGAGCCUCAGGGCAAGCGCUAUCACGUUGACCGCAACUUUGUUGAGUAUGCUGGAUGGUCUUUCGCCUACCGAGUCCGAUCAUCGGCUGGACUUCAAGUUUUUGACCUGCGUUUUAAUGGGGAAAGGAUUGCCUAUGAGAUCAGCCUACAAGAAGCUAUUGCCUUCUAUUCUGGUGAUACUCCUGCUGCCAUGCAAACAAAGUACAUUGAUGCCGGCUGGGCAAUGGGCAGCUCAUCCUACGAACUGGCGCCAGGAAUAGACUGUCCAGAAAUUGCCACCUUUGUUGACCUGUACCACUACUAUGACACGGAUAAACCAGUGCGCUACAAAAAUGCACUCUGUAUUUUUGAGAUGACCACUGCUAUGCCUUUGAGGAGGCAUUUUGACUCCAACUUCAAGGGGGGAUACAACUUCUUUGGAGGGGUGGAUAACGCUGUGCUGGUGUUGCGGACGACCGCAACGGUUUACAACUAUGAUUACAUCUGGGACUUCGUGUUCUACCAGAAUGGGGUGGUGGAGGUAAAGGUCAGCGCUACCGGAUACAUCCAUGCCACUUUCUUUACAGCUAACGGCCUUCACUAUGGCGCCAAGGUGUACAACCAUGUGCUUGGUAACCUGCACACACACCUCAUCCAUUAUAAGGUUGACCUAGAUAUUGCUGGUCGAGAGAACAGCUUUGAGACGAUUGAUUUGAAAUAUGUCAACUUCACAAAUCCCUGGAGUCCAAAGAACUUCAUCGUCCAGUCCAAACUCCAUAGGACAGAGCAGAAGACCGAGAGAUCAGCUGCUUUCCGCUUUGGCAAAAAAUUCCCCCGCUAUGUGCACUUUUACAAUCCCAACGAGAAAAAUAAAUGGGGACACCAGAAGGGUUAUCGGAUUCAGUUUAACUCACAUGCCCACAGUGUGCUUCCAAGAGGCUGGAGGGAGGAAAAUGGCAUCAGUUGGUCAAGGUAUCCUCUUGCUGUGACUCGUCAUAAAGACAGUGAAGCCACCAGCAGCAGCAUGUACACCCAGGGUGACCCAUGGGACCCCGUUGUGUCCUUUGAGGACUACAUUCGCAACAAUGAAGACAUAGUAAAUCAGGACCUGGUAGCCUGGGUGACAGUAGGCUUCCUGCAUGUGCCUCACUCAGAAGACAUCCCCAACACGGCAACCCCCGGCAACACAGUGGGCUUUUUCCUCCGACCGUUCAAUUUCUUUGACGAAGAUCCUUCGGUGGCAUCCAGAAGUACCGUCAUCGUCCGGCAGGGAAAGGACGGCAAGCCCAAAGUCCAGAGGUGGACUCCUGAGGUCAUAGGUCACUGCGUGUCAGACAAGCCCUUUGUUUACAAUGGCACUUAUGCAGGAGUCUAGGUGUUUUUUUUGUUGUUUUUUUUUACUCAAACUUACUUUUUCUCUGUUUUAGUAAAUCACACAAUGAGGAUCUAAGAUUAACAACACUUGAAUUGCAUAAUGGUCAGAUAUACUCUAAAUAAUGUAUUACAAAAAUAAAGCAUUUCAAAAAGGGAAAAA
Molecule: messenger RNA, 2790 nt
Organism: Gymnodraco acuticeps
Lineage: Eukaryota; Metazoa; Chordata; Actinopteri; Perciformes; Bathydraconidae
Gene: aoc1
Product: amine oxidase copper containing 1
Exons: 5
Coding region: 403-2631 (742 amino acids)
Biological process (GO): response to antibiotic; amine metabolic process
Cellular component (GO): plasma membrane
Molecular function (GO): primary methylamine oxidase activity; copper ion binding; quinone binding
Source: RefSeq, a predicted model, not a curated record